UUUCACAAAGUCUCUGACAGGCGGAGCGGCGCUCUGUUUUUACGCAUAGCCUCCAGUCCUGCGAGGCAUUGAAGACAUUGCUUAGUAGCUGUGUAGUAGACUCCUGAGAGAACACCAGAGCGUCUCACUCCCCGAUAACUGGAUACCUGUGUCCAAAGGUGUCGAGACUCUGCAAGAAGCCGUGACAGGAGACCGGCCAGAGAAAAGGGGAUUUUGGCCGCGUAAAAAACGAGGAGGAGGCGCCUCUCGCGUUGAAGCAGAGCCGCUUUAGAUGGAUACUUCAUGUUUGCUUCAGCCCCAGUGGAGACAGCCUGCUCUGAACACUUGCAAGCCGUGACAGUAAGGCGUAAAAGAUGACACACCGCAGCGUAUGGAUUGCCAAAAACAUGAACUGCAGCCAGCGUGGAAGAAGCGGCUCCUCUGUCAUCUCCGGUGCGCACUUGGAGCAGAAUGCGCACAUGGCAGCUGGUGGGACCAGAUGGAGGGUUCGGAGGAAGGAUAGACAGGAGAUUACUUAUGUAAUGUCAGCAAAGGCCAAGGUGCUGCUGUGGGUGCUCUUCUCUCUGCUGCCUCUAGUGGAAGGAGCACAUAUGAAAGCUCGUACUGCUGGUGUGGGAUCAGACUCGGGGCAUGCUGUGGGCGUGCUGGGAGGUCAAGAGGAGCGAGAGCUUCCUGUGACGCUGCCAGAGGUGGUGGAGGACGAGGAGCAGGAAGGCGACAGUGACCCUUACUCUACUUGGCAUGCUCUAUAUGACCCCUUUGUAAUAGAUGAAGUGGAUGACCAUGACAAUAGUCGCUGGGCGGGGCGCUCUCCACGGUCCUCUGACCCUUCGGAACCUCAACCCAGCGGAUCACCAAAGAAAAAGAAGAAGAGGAAGAAGAAAGAAAAGGAGGAAGCAACUGGAAAAGGAGAUAGAAAGCGUAAAGGUAGAAACAGGCAGCUGAAGCAGAGCAGCACAGACUGCCGUGUGGACAAGAGAGAGAUGAGGGUUCGUGACCUGGGCCUGGGGUUUGACUCGGAUGAGAUUGUCCUCUUCAAGUUUUGCGUGGGCUCCUGCCAGUCUUCAAGAACAAACUACGACCUGGCACUGAAGGCGCUGCUGGAGAAGGGCUCGGUGCCCCAGCGCAAUGUCAGCAGACAGCCCUGCUGCAGGCCCGACCGUUACGAGCCAGUUUCCUUCAUGGACGCCCAGACCACAUGGAGGACCAUCCAGUCGUUAUCAGCUGCCAGCUGCAUGUGUAUGGGCUGAAGAAAUGAACGAGGAAGAAGGUGACGAGGAGGGGUGUCACCCAGAGUCACAGAGAGAAGUCAAGGGGCCCAGGGUGGAUGCUGUGUGAAGAAGGCCUGGGUACAGGGAGGCGCCACAGGGGGGCGCUGUAACACACACACACACACACACACACACAUACACACAAGCUGCAUAAGAAAGGAUGGAGGCCACUUGUUGGCUUCCUGUGAUGUAUUUCCUGUUGAGGAGGAAGAGGUCUGGGCACAGCUGGAUGACGGAGGUCAAAGGUCAAAAUCAAAGACUGAGGGGGAAGUCUUCAGGGAUUCACUGUGUGGAUUUAUUGUUACAUCUUCCAAGAGUGAAUUGUUUUCACCUGAAUAACUGGUAACCGAUGCAGUUAUUACACAUAAAAGAGACUGUAUGUGGACAUGACUGUUUUAUAUGGAUGAGACCUGAAGGCUCAAGCUCAACAGAUAUAAAGAAAAGCCAUAAAUAAAGGACUUGGCACCGCGUUUAUAUUCAGAUUCAGACUGAAACAAAGACUAAUAUGAUGAUCACUACUCACAGUGAAGACGGCUCUUCCCAAAAGCAUCAUCAUUUUUUUCACAUUAAAACAACAUUUUACCACUUCUAUGUUCAGGUGAACUCAACCAAAUGGAUGCCAUGCAUCUUCAUGUAUUACUAUAUAAGAGUAAAAUAUUUAUUUCUGAUAAAUUAUUUAUUUAUUAUAGCUUGAUAUGAGAGCUGUUUUUAUUAACUCUAUAUUGUAGAUAAAUAUCUAUUUAUUGCCAAGAUCAUUUUGACAGUUACUUCUGCUCACAUACAAGUACGUGGAUUUUUUAUUUUUUAUUUUCAAGGUGCUGAUUUUCACAUUUAUGCAAGGCCUAGUAAACCUGGGCUUUGAUUCUGGGCAGAAUUUGUUUGAAUGCAAUAAACAUUUCUGAAAUUAGUGCUUUUAUAAAACAAAAACACUAACACAACAGCUCAGAUUAUGUGUUACAUUUCAUCCCAAAAAAUCCUAAUAUAGAUAUCAGAAAUGAAUUGACCUACAUUGAAAUGAUGUGGUAAACUUAAUAUAUGUUCUUUCUCAAGAGAUCCUGGCAUAAUUGAGUCUGACAGCUGAUCUCUAGUUUUGUGUUUAAUUCUGGGGAAAGUCAGUCUCAGUGUCCAGAUUGUGGGUACAGAAACAGCAAGUCAAACGUUUAUACUACAAGACCUCAACAUUUCUCAUGUGGUUGAGUAUUUCCAUUCAGUUACACACUUCCACUAUGUCACAUUAUUAAUAUUAUUAUUUUAUAAAGUUAUCUUUAUUUUUGUAUGGCAUUAUCCUCCAAGGGAAUAAAGUUUUUAAUAUACAUAA
Messenger RNA from Micropterus salmoides (largemouth bass), 2589 nucleotides. RefSeq lists its product as uncharacterized. The transcript has 5 exons. Gene Ontology annotation, molecular function: growth factor activity; glial cell-derived neurotrophic factor receptor binding; receptor tyrosine kinase binding. Bases 354 to 1250 code for a protein of 298 amino acids. The record is from RefSeq and is a predicted model, not a curated record. Lineage: Eukaryota; Metazoa; Chordata; Actinopteri; Centrarchiformes; Centrarchidae.